GUGUGUUUACUUCAGCAUAGCCCUUUCGAGUCUCUGGGAGCACGGUGUGUGCGUUGAAAGGCAGAAGUCAGGGAGGCUCUCGUCUGCAGUUGUUCUAGCAUUUCCCUUCUGCUCCACAGUUCUUCUUCGUUUUUUCUCUUUAGAAACCUUUUAAUUCUCAAACAAAAUGGAUGCUAUCAAGAAGAAGAUGCAGGCCAUGAAGGUCGACAGGGAGAAUGCCCAGGACCUGGCUGAACAGAUGGAGCAAAAGUUGAAGGAAACAGAGACAGCUAAGGCUAAGUUGGAGGAGGAUUUCAACGAUCUCCAGAAGAAACUCACCACCACCGAAAACAACUUUGAUGUAGCUAACGAACAGUUGCAAGAGGCAAACACUAAGCUCGAGAACUCAGAAAAACAGAUCACCCAGCUAGAAAGCGAUGUUGCUGGACUCCAGAGAAGGCUCCAACUGCUGGAAGAUGAUCAUGAAAGAUCUGAAGAGAAGCUUACUUCAACCACAGAGAAAUUGGAAGAGGCAUCCAAAGCUGCAGAUGAGAGUGAGAGAAAUCGCAAGGCACUUGAAGGCAAGAAUAACACUAAUGAGGAGAGGAUUGAUGAGCUAGAAAAACAGUUGGAAACUGCUAAAAACGUUGCACAGGAUGCUGACACUAAAUUUGAUGAGGCCGCCCGUAAGCUUGCUAUUACAGAAGUGGACCUUGAGCGUGCCGAGACCAGAUUGGAGGCUGCUGAUGCAAAAGUCCUUGAGUUGGAGGAGGAAUUGAAAGUCGUGGGCAACAAUAUGAAAUCAUUGGAGAUCUCUGAACAAGAGGCAUCACAGAGAGAGGAUAGCUACGAGGAAACCAUCAGAGAUCUCACUAAGAACCUGAAGGAUGCUGAAAACAGGGCCACAGAAGCCGAGAGACAAGUAGUCAAACUGCAGAAAGAGGUGGACAGACUUGAAGAUGAGCUGCUUGCAGAGAAGGAAAGAUAUAAGGCAAUCAGUGACGAACUGGACCAGACCUUUGCUGAGAUUGCUGGUUACUAAUGUGUCAAACAAGGACAUAUUCCCCUCACCAAAUUUAAAUCAUAAAUUACGAGGAUAGACAGACAAAGAAAAGACUGUCAAAUGGAAAAAAUAAAUGUUACAUCAGCUUUGUACAGCUAUACAAAUCGUCGUGCAAGAAUUUGAUAAAGAGAACCUGCCACAAAGGAUCCAACAUUUUUUCUUAAUGUGUGUAAUGGUACAGACAAAGAAAUUCCAAAUUUAUGUAAAUUAUUAUAAGAAAUGCUAAUCUCUAUGUGACCUUGCCGCGAUAUUGCGACCCAGCGCGGGAGUGAGAGACUACAGAGUAAGGACGGAUGGGGUCGACCGGGUCUACUUUUUAACCUCUCUACUCUUGGUGUAUUUGUAUGUAUGUUACUUUUGUGAUCGGUUUCUUUUCGAACACCUGUCAGACUUCUGCAAAGCUACUACUUCUGGGGGGUAAAAUAAUGUUCAUUUCUAUAUUUAUAUACAGUGUAUAUAUAAUUGAUACAUACAUGGAUUCAUAUUUCGUUAUUUUAUCAUGUUAUGACAUCGGAACACGACACAGACGAUUGUGUUAUCCAUGCCUGGCGCAUUCUGUACUUGAGGCUCGGGAAGGCAAUGCUAGCGGCACAUGGUUACCAUUUAAGUAGUAGCUGCGCAGAGGUUUGAAUCAGGAGUACAAAAACCAAUCGGGGUAAUAUUGCGAGAUAUGACAGUGGUGGAAAUUUGACAGCUUUAGAAAUGUAGAGUCGUUUAUAUACGAAAAGAUACAAGUUAGUUGUAGGAAUGUAGAGGGACUCGCCAAUAGCUUGGUUGUAAUAUGUACAUCACAUAGUCCUAGAGAGGCUGUCCACAUCUGCCCUUGCAUUCAAAAACGACGACCAAGAAAUUCCAGCAAUCAUUUAAUCCACCACACGAUUAUAUUUUUUUCUAUUUUUGUUUAUAUAUAAAAAGACUUAAUGGCAAUAUCCAGACAACGCCAUUGUGAUUUUUUUUAGAAGAACUAAAUGCUUUAAAUUUCCACGGCUUCUUGUCCUGCCCCUAUUUAAAUAAAGAAGGUGUAUGUACUAUGUCUUUGGAAUGAUUUAUUUUGCAUGUUGUUUGUGUAUAGAAGAAUGUGUUGUAUGGACUACAAACAAAAACGUAGCUGGCUAUAUUAUUGAAAACAAAUUUAUACUUUUUCCUUCACAGAUUAUUUACCUUAUAUAUUAUACUUUUUGAUUGAGAAUUGAUUUUUCUCAUCUUUAAAAUAUCCUUAUUAUGAUACGAAAUUUUUAUCACUAUACAUAUACUUGUGUAGACACAGAUAAAGAGGAAACUUUUGUAGGUGUACUAAUUUCGUGACAUUACUCAUGUUACUUUUGCCAUGUGACCAAGUCUGGUUAGCUGUACAGGAGGGAAAAGUGAGAAAUAUAUUUGUCAUGUGACAACUGUAGACGGAAGACUCCUAGUGUUCCUAGACUUCUGCUUCCAUUGCAUUUCCCUGGAUAUUGCCAAUUUGUUUUAAUCAACAAUAAACUUGUAUUGCUUACA
Ylistrum balloti is the source of this 2536-nucleotide messenger RNA. RefSeq names its product tropomyosin. Gene Ontology annotation, biological process: actin filament organization; muscle contraction. Gene Ontology annotation, molecular function: actin filament binding. The transcript has 9 exons. The record is from RefSeq and is a predicted model, not a curated record. The coding region runs from base 167 to 1021 and encodes 284 amino acids. Gene Ontology annotation, cellular component: actin filament. NCBI's taxonomy places the organism in Eukaryota, Metazoa, Mollusca, Bivalvia, Pectinida, Pectinidae.